Messenger RNA from Erigeron canadensis, 1134 nucleotides. RefSeq lists its product as uncharacterized. Bases 192 to 953 code for a protein of 253 amino acids. The record is from RefSeq and is a predicted model, not a curated record. Lineage: Eukaryota; Viridiplantae; Streptophyta; Magnoliopsida; Asterales; Asteraceae. The transcript is spliced from 7 exons.
AAAUUCCUUGUUCAUUCAUUUUGGAAGAAGAUUCGUGUUUUAAUUCGCAUCUAAUUUUUACAUCGUCUUCAAUUCUACUUAAGCUUUCUUCAUUCAUAAUUUCAUAACCAUUUGACAAUUUUCAGCAGGGUCAUCGUGAGUUAUUUGUUUUUCGGCAAUCAGUCUGAGUAUUGACUGAUUGCCAAUUUUUUAUGAUGGGUCCAGAGAGUCAAGGGAGAACCCUAGAACAUAUUCAUGGAGUUCACGUGGUUCAACGUUCACCAUUUGAGUUAGAAGAAAUCUCUCAAACUGGGAACUUUCAACAGUCGACACUGCCGACACAUGGAAGGUUGACCCUAGGUGUUAAUCAGCUCUUAAAAGUGCAUACUGUCCAGAAAGUAUGGGAGCAGAGACCAUUGUGUUUGAGACCCAUUCAUGGAUGUUUACAUGGUGAUAGACAUCUUGGCGAGAGAAUUGCAAAUGUGCUUACUUCAAUUCCUUUCAUUGCUGUCGGGAUUCAAGCUCCAAGAAAGAAUCUGAACUCGAAGCUUUAUGCAAAUUCGUUAAUCGGGGUAGGUAUUGCCUCAAGUGUGUACCAUUCUUCUAAAGGGAAAUGGAGAAAGUAUUUAAGAUGGGCCGACUACACUAUGAUAGCUACAGCUACAGUGUGCUUAUCAAGGGCUCUUAGGGAAGAAAACCCAAAACUGCUGAUGGCCGUGUCUGCCUUGUGUCUUCCUAUUCAGCCACUCAUGGUUUCAGCUGUUCAUACUGGAAUGAUGGAGGUUGCAUUUGCACGACGAGCAGUCAAAGAUCCCGAACUUAAACUUGUGCACAACGUUCACAAGUUGUCAGCACUUUUAGGUGGAGCGUUCUUUGUGGCUGAUGAUCUCUUUCCUGAGAUCCCAUAUCUUCAUGCCGGUUGGCAUCUAGCUGCUGCUAUUGGCGUUGGGGCUUGUAACAAGCUUCUUGAGUAGCAUAAUCCUAAUUUGUCGAAAUGGCCUUUUAGUUUCAUUAUUAGGGGUGUUUCCACGUAUCCGUGGAUCAUAGAACCCAUCAUUGAGACAUUGAUUAAAGAUUUAGUAUAGACAAGAGCUCUUGUCAAUUUGUUACUCGGGUUAAAUUAUUAUGUAAGUAAAUGAAAGUUUAUUAGUGUAA